This is a messenger RNA of Gastrolobium bilobum, 1949 nucleotides long. RefSeq lists its product as uncharacterized. Gene Ontology annotation, cellular component: membrane. NCBI's taxonomy places the organism in Eukaryota, Viridiplantae, Streptophyta, Magnoliopsida, Fabales, Fabaceae. The record is from RefSeq and is a predicted model, not a curated record. Gene Ontology annotation, biological process: N-acetylglucosamine metabolic process; protein N-linked glycosylation. The coding region runs from base 323 to 1486 and encodes 387 amino acids. Gene Ontology annotation, molecular function: beta-1,4-mannosylglycoprotein 4-beta-N-acetylglucosaminyltransferase activity. The transcript is spliced from 2 exons.
GUGAAAGAGCGAAAAACCACACCAAACGGCUAUAAUUGACGAUACAAGGUUGGGGUAGAAAGAAGAGGAAUAGAAAGAGAGAGAGAACCUUAAAGGUCGUAGCUUUACUGGGUUUUUGCCUGUUUGAAGAAUUUUUUGUUGCAAUUUUGGCACCUUCGUUUGGAAGGGGUUGAUCUAGUUUCAAUCUUCUUAUUCAUAAAACAGUACCCAUAAACCAAUUCUGCACUUGCUUUCCUUUUCUUCUCAUAUCCUCCCAACCCAAGAAAAAAAAAACGAAACGGAAACAGAAAAAGAUACUCUUUUUUUGUGUGGGUUCUUCACCAUGUCUGAGGGGUAUUAUAAUUCCAAGAAGACUGAUGAUAUCUGCGAUGAAGUUUGUGGGCAGCAGGGAACUCCUGCAGCAUUGAGCAUGUCAAGACUCGGUUGCAUUUUACGGGGAUUGGACUUCAAAACUUACAUAUUUGUAUUUGUGGUCCUACCAGUAAGCAUCUUUGGGCUCUAUUUGCAUGGACAGAAAAUAACUUACUUUCUAAGACCACUAUGGGAAUCUCCUCCAAAACCCUUCCAUGAAAUCCCUCACUAUUAUCAUGAGAAUGUGUCAAUGGAGUCUCUCUGCAAACUUCAUGGUUGGAGAAUCCGUGAAUACCCAAGACGAGUCUUCGAUGCAGUUUUGUUUAGCAAUGAAGUUGACAUGCUUACUAUCCGAUGGAAAGAAAUGCGUCCUUAUGUGACACAGUAUGUACUUCUUGAAUCAAACUCAACAUUCACAGGAUUUGUCAAACCAUUGGUUUUUGCAAGCAAUAGGGACAAGUUCAAGUUUGUUGAAUCCCGAUUGACUUAUGGGGUGAUUGGAGGAAGAUUUAAGAGGAAGGAAAAUCCUUUUGUUGAAGAGGCAUAUCAAAGAGUUGCCCUGGAUCAGCUUCUGAGGAUAGCAGGCAUAGAAGAUGAUGAUCUCUUGAUAAUGUCUGAUGUUGAUGAGAUUCCUAGUGCUCACACAAUUAAUCUCUUGAGGUGGUGCGACGAAACCCCUCCUGUUCUUCAUCUUCAACUGAGGAACUACUUAUACUCUUUCGAGUUCUUUCUUGACAACAAAAGUUGGAGAGCAUCAAUCCAUAGAUACCAGGCUGGUAAGACUAGGUAUGCACACUAUAGACAGGCUGAUCUACUGUUGUCAGAUGCUGGCUGGCAUUGUAGUUUCUGUUUCCGCCAUAUCAGUGAUUUCAUAUUUAAGAUGAAGGCUUACAGCCAUUACGAUCGGGUGCGGUUUCCUCAUUACUUGAACCCUGACAGGAUUCAGGAUGUUAUAUGCAAAGGUGCUGACUUAUUUGACAUGCUUCCUGAAGAGUAUACAUUUAAGGAGAUAAUUGGGAAAUUGGGACCUAUUCCUCAUUCUUAUUCAGCAGUGCAUCUUCCUGCAUAUUUGUUGAAUAAUGCAGAGAGAUACAAGUUCUUGUUGCCUGGUAACUGCAUAAGAGAAAGUGGCUGACUUUGAAUGUAGAUGUUUCGUUUAAUGUUGGAAAAUUGAUAAUGUAUUACACCAAAGGAGCUCUAUUGAAUGACUUAUAGCUAUGAAUGUAGGUCAUUCUUUAGGGGGAUAUUCAGAAAAUCCUGAUGCAAUUUCGAAAUUUGACAGGAACCUUUGUAUAUCCAAUUUCAAAUACUGGGGUUUUGUUUUAAACCAGGUAUGCAGGCAUGUGAGAUUCUCAAGUCUGGAGGAUGUGAGGGAAAUAGUCUUUUAUAUAUGCCCUUUGGGCAAGCUUUUGUACCUUCUCUUUGGGUAUGCAUGAACCCCAAGUUGCCUAUAGUAGCAUGACAUUUCCCAAGCUUUUCUAGUGGGGAUUUGGAUUUCUUGGUCUAAGUUAUAUUCUAACCACUUUGGAUGUGUACUAAUUCAUCUUUAAUUUAAUUUUGAUCAGUGUUGACUUUAGAUUCCUUUUCUCGAGGUAUUU